Lotus japonicus is the source of this 1806-nucleotide messenger RNA. RefSeq names its product calcium-dependent protein kinase SK5. Gene Ontology annotation, molecular function: calmodulin binding; calcium-dependent protein serine/threonine kinase activity; ATP binding. The coding region runs from base 159 to 1667 and encodes 502 amino acids. The transcript has 7 exons. Gene Ontology annotation, biological process: intracellular signal transduction; peptidyl-serine phosphorylation; protein autophosphorylation. Gene Ontology annotation, cellular component: cytoplasm; nucleus. NCBI's taxonomy places the organism in Eukaryota, Viridiplantae, Streptophyta, Magnoliopsida, Fabales, Fabaceae. The record is from RefSeq and is a predicted model, not a curated record.
UUCACCAAUACUAAUAAACAAACCUGACAAACAGGGCGUUUCCGACACAGACAGAUUCAGACAAUAUAGGCUGCUCACACAAACAUGUUCUUCCUCUGAAACUCAAACCCUCUCUCUCUCUCUCUCUGUCUCUGGUUUCUUUCUAUUUCUGUUCAACAAUGGCGAAAUCAACUUCAAGCACGGUAACACUGAAGCCUCUCUGGGUCCUACCAUACCGAACCCAGAACAUCAGAGAAGUCUACACGAUAGGCAGAAAGCUCGGUCAAGGUCAAUUCGGGACAACCUUCCUCUGCACACACAAGGUUACAGGUUUAACCUUCGCCUGCAAGACUAUUCCCAAGCGGAAGCUUCUCUGCAAGGAGGACUACGACGAUGUUUGGAGGGAGAUUCAGAUAAUGCACCAUUUAUCCGAGCAUGCCCAUGUGGUGAGAAUCGAGGGUGCGUUUGAGGAUUCCAUGGCUGUGCAUCUGGUCAUGGAGGUUUGUGAAGGGGGUGAGCUUUUUGAUAGGAUUGUGCAGAAGGGUCAUUAUAGUGAGAGACAAGCUGCGACCUUGAUAAAGACUAUUGUUGAGGUGGUUGAGGCUUGUCACUCUCUUGGGGUUAUGCAUAGGGACCUCAAGCCUGAGAAUUUUCUGUUUGAUACGCUUGAUGAGCAUGCUAAGCUUAAAGCUACUGAUUUUGGGUUGUCUGUUUUUUACAAGCCUGGUGAAACCUUUUCUGAUGUUGUUGGGAGCCCAUACUAUGUUGCACCAGAGGUCUUGCGCAAGCUCUAUGGACCUGAAUCAGAUGUGUGGAGUGCCGGGGUCAUUCUGUACAUCUUAUUAAGUGGGGUGCCACCAUUUUGGGCAGAAUCUGAACAGGGGAUCUUCCGGCAGAUUUUACUUGGAAAACUUGAUUUUCAGUCUGAGCCUUGGCCUAGCAUUUCAGACAGUGCCAAGGAUCUAAUUCGGAAAAUGCUUGAUCAAAACCCAAAAACAAGGCUUACAGCACAUGAAGUACUCCGCCACCCGUGGAUUGUUGAUGACAACCUUGCACCUGAUAGACCUCUUGAUUCUGCGGUCUUAUCACGUCUAAAACAAUUCUCAGCAAUGAAUAAACUGAAAAAGAUGGCGUUGCGUGUUAUUGCUGAGAGGCUAUCUGAGGAAGAAAUUGGUGGCCUGAAAGAAUUAUUCAAUAUGAUUGACACAGACAACAGUGGAACCAUAACAUUUGAUGAGUUAAAAGAUGGCUUAAAGCGAGUAGGAUCUGAACUCAUGGAGUCUGAAAUCAAGGAUCUUAUGGAUGCUGCGGAUAUUGAUAACAGCGGGACAAUUGACUAUGGUGAAUUCAUUGCUGCCACUGUUCAUCUAAAUAAGCUGGAGAGAGAGGAAAACCUGGUGUCAGCCUUCUCCUAUUUUGACAAAGAUGGUAGCGGUUACAUAACCCUAGAUGAGAUUCAACAAGCUUGUAAGGACUUUGGUUUAGAUGAUAUCCAUAUUGAUGAAAUGAUCAAGGAAAUCGAUCAAGAUGAUGAUGGACAAAUAGAUUAUGGAGAGUUUGCUGCCAUGAUGAGAAAGGGCAAUGGAGGGAUAGGAAGGAGAACUAUGAGAAACACACUUAAUUUAAGAAAUGCUCUGGAAUUAGUGGGCAAUGUGCCCAAUCAAGUUAUUGAUGGUUUCCUUAAGUAAUGACUUGUAGACAAAAAAUUUGACAAAAGAUAGUCCAAUUUGGUCAAUUUCAGUGCUGUUUUAGCUUUUCACCAAAAUUUGCAUAUCUACUAGUAUAUGGAAAAAAAAACUUUCCAAAAAAGGUAUUUGCACUUUGAUA